Molecule: messenger RNA, 1982 nt
Organism: Protomyces lactucae-debilis
Lineage: Eukaryota; Fungi; Ascomycota; Taphrinomycetes; Taphrinales; Protomycetaceae
Product: eukaryotic translation initiation factor 2A
Exons: 1
Coding region: 34-1929 (631 amino acids)
Biological process (GO): translational initiation
Cellular component (GO): cytosolic small ribosomal subunit
Molecular function (GO): ribosome binding; translation initiation factor activity; mRNA binding
Source: RefSeq, a predicted model, not a curated record
GCGCACUUGACUACAAUUGCACAAUUAUCUGACAUGGCGACCCAAUUUGCGUAUCGGAAUGCCAAGACCAUCGGUCUGACAGAUGCAUAUCCUGUCUACCAGGCUGCAAAAGGAUUUCAGCAACCAGAGGGCAAUUUGAGAUGCUGUGCCUAUGGCCCGUCGGGCAAACUCUUCGCUUGGGCCACCAAUUCCGCCGUUGAAAUCAUAGAGACGGAGACAGGCUCACAUCUCAGAUCUCUGCAAGUUGCAAAUUGCUUAGAGAUUGGAUUUUCACCUAAGGGCACGUACAUUGUCACUUGGGAGCGGUUCACAAAGCUGGAGAACGGCGAUGGGUCAAAGAACUUGCGGGUUUGGGACGUUGCUACAGGUGAGCAGACCUGUGCAUUCACACAAAAGUCACAGACCGGCUGGAAUUUGCAAUACACUGCAGAUGAAGCACUGUGUGCACGCGUGGUCACAAAUGAGGUACAAUUCUUCCAUCCGCAAAAGAUGGCCUCGGGAACUGUUCACCGGCUCAUCUGCGAGGGCGUGACAGACUUUGCCCUUUCACCAGGCAAGAAUCCUGCUGUGGCCGCAUUUGUGCCAGAGCGUAAGGGCCAACCGGCUGCUGUGCGUGUCUACAACAUUCCGAGCUUUGCGACCCCUGUCUCACAAAAGACAUUUUUCAAGGCCGAUCGCGUGCAACUCAAGUGGAACGCGCUCGGCACGUCUCUAUUGUGCAUGACUUCAACUGAUGUCGACAAAUCCAACAAGUCUUACUAUGGCGAGAACAAUCUGUACUUGCUCGGCGUUGCAGGCAACUACGACUGCCGUGUGACACUCGACAAGGAGGGCCCUAUUCACGAUGUUACCUGGUCUCCCGACUCGAAAGAGUUUGGCUGUACUUAUGGAUUCAUGCCUGCAAAAAUCACCAUGUUUGACGCACGAGCCAGCAUAACGCAUUCUCUUCCGAGUGCAUCGAGAAACACAAUCUUGUUCUCGCCAAACUCCAAGUAUGUGAUUAUCGCAGGGUUCGGUAACUUGCAAGGUGCAAUGGAUGUGUAUGAACGCGCUGGAAUGAAGAAGGUUGCCACAAUUGAUGCAACAAACACAUCACACUGUGAGUGGUGCCCCGAUUCGCGUCAUAUCCUAUGCGCAACGACGUCGCCUCGGUUGCGUGUUGAUAAUGGCAUUAAGAUCUUUCACUACCGCGGCCAGCUCGUGUACAACGAAGAUCACCAGGAGCUAUUCUACGCGACGAUGCGACCGCAGUUGCCAGAAGCCUUCCCCUCACGCUCGCCAUCUCCAGGUCCUGAACCCCAUUCCAGUGUUUCCGGUGUGCCUGUCAAAGUUGCGACCGCGCCAAAGGGCGCUUACCGGCCGCCCCAUGCGCGUGGACGACCUGAGGGUGUUGGCAGUAAUAUCCUGCGCCAGCACGAUGAUAUUCUUGCUUCGACGACACCGGCACCUGCUUACGUUCCUGGUGCUGCACGUACUGUUCCUGGUGCACCGCCUGGCAUGGGCAGUGCUGCGGGCAGCUUUACUAGUGUCCAUUUACCACCGGGAGCUGAGCCACUCAGCAAGAAUGCCCUCAAAAACAAGAAGAAGCGUGAAGCUGCUGCAAAGAAGAAGGAGGAAGAAGAAGAAGCUGCUGCGUUGAACGGCACGACUGUCAAUGGAUCUGCAACCAAUGAUCAAACGGCUGAUGCCUCUGCUUUUGCCGCACUUGCACCGCCCUUGGCACAUGAUGCUGCGCCUAUUGCUGCCGCUGUCGCUGCCCCGAUUGAGGAUCGCAAGAUUCGAAACCUUGCAAAGAAGCUCCGUGCGAUUGAGGACUUGCGCAUGCGCCAGGCCGGCGGAGAAAAGCUUGAGACGACACAAGUUCAAAAGAUCAACUCGUACAACGAAAUUCUCAAAGAGUUGCAGUCGCUUGGAUGGAAAGACGAGUAGUUCUGAGCUUUACAUAGCAUUCAAAGCAUCAUUGUAGAAGCAUCUCUGCAUUC